This is a messenger RNA of Paramuricea clavata, 3227 nucleotides long. Lineage: Eukaryota; Metazoa; Cnidaria; Anthozoa; Malacalcyonacea; Plexauridae. The record is from the annotation of a GenBank genome assembly.
AUGACGUGUUCAAUAUAUGGCCACAAUGACGAAGUUCUGGCAGAUGAUGGAACUGAAGCAAGUGAUAGCACCGACAACAUACCUGUAAUGACAGUACCUCCAGAGGAAGCUAUUCAAAUGGAGAAAUGUAUUGUUUUUACUGAUACUCUCAUGUCAUUGCUGAAGGAAUUGCAUGGGAGAAUCUGUAAACGACCUGGCUGUGAUCGUGUCCUGGAUUAUCGCAAGACCUAUGUUGGUACAUGCCUUGUUGUUUCCUGGGGAUGCAGUGCUGGUCAUAAAGGAAGCAGAUGGGCAGCUCAACCCAGUUGUGAUAAGAUAAGAGCUGGGAAUCUCAUGCUUGCUUCUGCUUUGUUGUUGUCUGGAAACUCGUAUACUAAAGUGGGGUUAAUGUUCAGAUUCUGUAACUUGCAGUAUUUUUCUAAAACACUGUUUACUCAGUACCAGAGUCUGUACAUUUCCCCUGCUGUGAAUGAGUUCUGGGAACAACACAAGCAGGAGCUUUGGGAGGAAAAGGCUGGGAAAGAUGUUGUGCUAAGCGGUGAUGGAAGGAAUGAUUCUCCUGGGCAUUCAGCACAAUACUGCACAUACAGUCUAGCUGACAUGGAAGAUCAUGCCAUAUUGCAAAUGAACAUCAUGGAUGUUAGGGAAGCUGCUGGAAAGAGCAACAAUAUGGAACGGAUUGGUUUCGAGAGAGGGAUGGAUAAGCUGCUUACAUCACAGAUGUCAGUAAAGGAAGUUGUAACUGAUGGUCACUUAGAAAUUGCAGCACUUAUGAGUAAGUACCUAUGCAUAAGACUGUUUAACCCAUUGAGCUACAAUGUGCCUGCGCCCUACUUAUUUUUUUUACUUGUCUAACACCAGACGAUUUUACUCAUCAAUGGAGAAGCUCUGUAGCUUAAUGAGUUAAAUAAAAUAUUUCCCCAGCUGUGAGAUGUACCCAGCCCUAUAUACAUAUAGCAAUAAAGAACAAUAUGCCCAGCCAAUUUGAAAAAAAAAAUGAGAUGAAAUUAUUUCUAGUAACUAUUAACUACUGUACUUCAUGUGUGUUCAUUUCUUAGAAAAAGCAGACAAGUAUAAAGAUGUGAAACAUCAAAAUGAUGUGUGGCAUGGAGGAAAGUCACUAGCAAAGAAGAUCAAUACAGUACGUUUGUGUACAGUAUAAAUGUAAAAAUUGAUCACAAUAUUUGAAAUUUGAACAUCAUAGGAAGUUUCCUACCAAAUUAGUGCAAGUUGGUGCUGAUAAGGUUGUCGCAAGGUUUGCGAGUCACUACAUAAAAAACAUGUUUGGAAUGAAUAUUUUGAUUAGCUAUCAUCAGCAUGACUGAUCAAAUAAAUUGUUCACAAAUAUGUGUGUGUGGGUGACAGAAUUUCAGAAACAAGAUUCAGAAACUUCGUCCCAAAGCUUUGCAGCAAAGUUUAGAAUUAUCAAACAAAAUUCAGAAAUUUUGUACCGGUAUGUCAUGUUUUGCGAAUCAUAUAAAGUACAGUAAUAUACAUUGUAUAUUCAUCAUUAGGCAUCCAAAACCAAAGCAAAUGAAGACCUGGCAUUGUGGGCACCAUCUGUCCGAAACCAUUUUUGGUAUUGCUCAAAACACUGUGAUAAAGAUGUCAAGAAUAUAAAGGUAAGGGUGAAAAAUCAGUAUUUAGCAACAUAAACAUGUUGCUAAAUAUUUACAGUAUAAAUCACUAUUGUUUUAGAACAAAUUCAGGGAUUACAUUAUCUAUUGGAUUUAGAUACUAGAGAUUUUAUACCAUGCAGAAUAAAUUAUAACAUAGAGUUUUUCAUUAUCUACAUUAUGUCUCUUCUGUAUCUGUAUUUCCAUUUUUUUUUUCAUUUUUGCAAAGUGUGAAAAUUAUCUAGUAUCCAUUGGAUUAGAGAUUUUUGGCCUUUUUACCAUAGCCCUAUGUCCAUCAGUAUUUUGUAACUUGUAACAAAUAUGUAUGUUCCUACUUAUAGGAUAAGUGGAUCAGUAUAUUGCAUCACGUUGUAAAUGAACAUGAGUGGAUUGUGGAAGAAGGAAAUAAUGGUGCAAAAUGCGAUCAUGAUCAACUGAGUGACGAUGAUAGAAACAAGCCUUGGUUGAAGAAAGGGUCUCCGGCGCACAAAUCUUUGACAAAGAUUGUCUUAGACAAACGAUUCCUGAAUACUUUGGGAUAUUACACACACUUCAGGUAUACACUGAUGUAAAUAUUUUAUGUGAAACUAUGGUAGUAGAUACAGUUAUAGUACUGUAGUAUGCAAUACCACAAUGAUUAUGAACACAUAUUUCUCAUACUCGUUCAUCUACAGGCACACAGGUUUCUUGGAGUCAUUCCAUAAUCAUAUCUUGAUGUAUGCUCCCAAGCGUCAAUCUUAUACGUAUGUAUUAUGAUCUUGUCUAAGCGAGAUCUCGUUAUGCAGUUAUUUUUAUAGUUACAAUUACUGUGCGUUUAAUGGGACAGGCAGGCUGGCCCAGUUGUCGAGAUCUCACUUGAAACAGGUGAGAUCCCGCUUACCAGGAAGCAAAUGUCUCCAUGUCAACACUCAAGCAGGCUGGCCUGGUUGACAAGAUGAAGUUCAAAGAUGACGCCGCAAGCUAUCUUAAACUGUCAAAAACAAUGUGAGAACAGCUAAAUUGUCUCGGCAAGCGGGAUGGAAUUUGCUCAUAUAAACACAUGAGAAAUCCAUACCGCUUACUGGGCUAUCUCAGUAAGCAGGCCAGCCAGGAUUAUGGAUAUAAACAGCCCUUAGUAAUACUGUAACACAGAGAAAUGGGCAGUUAUAAUCAUAGUGUAUUUAUAGAUGUCAUUAAUUUUGAUCUGUAGGUUUGUUGGGUAUCGAGUCCGAAACCAGUUGGCAGCACUAGAUUGGAAUCACCACAGGGAAAGAGACAUAGCAACCACAGCAGAUGGUCAACCAAGGUAUUCCGUAUAGUGUAAAGUACAUGUACCAUACUACCUUGUAUCACGUUUGUAGAAUAUUAACCCAUUGAGUUGCAUAGCACCUUACUUUAUUUUAUCUGGCGUUUUCUGCUCAAGUUUUUCUAUUUCGGCCAAAACAAUGAGCAAAUUGCAGAUUGUGGUACUGUUAAUUUUAAGCCUUAAUAUAUGGUGGUCAAGCAAUUAAAACUAUAUUCUAUUAGGAUGGAACGCAAGUUCAGCAAGAGAACAAAACAGUGGUGUGCAGUAAAAGUGUUGCAGCCAAAACAAUAUAUGUACAUUCCCGAUCUUCUGCUGAAGAUAUUUGA